Messenger RNA from Diachasma alloeum, 1540 nucleotides. It is a transcript of the gene Syx7, whose product is annotated as syntaxin-7. NCBI's taxonomy places the organism in Eukaryota, Metazoa, Arthropoda, Insecta, Hymenoptera, Braconidae. Gene Ontology annotation, cellular component: membrane; synaptic vesicle; endomembrane system. The coding region runs from base 205 to 1023 and encodes 272 amino acids. Gene Ontology annotation, biological process: vesicle fusion; intracellular protein transport; vesicle-mediated transport. Gene Ontology annotation, molecular function: SNAP receptor activity; SNARE binding. The transcript is spliced from 4 exons. The record is from RefSeq and is a predicted model, not a curated record.
GUCAGUCCACAGUACGAAAAUAUUCUCGUGACGACAGAGUUGGCUUUUCUCGUUCUGUUCUGUGGCCACAAUAUCCUUUUGCAAAUUCGUUUCUAUCGAUUUUAAUCCGGCAGUUUUGGUGCUUCUCUGAUGCACCCAAAGUGACAAGAAAUACCAAGGAGGGCAACAGUGUAAAGACUCUGAGGUGACGAUAAACACUUCAAAAUGGACAUUGGUUUUUCCUCGUACCACAAUGGUGGACCAGUGAGGGAGCAGGACUUCGAGAGACUAUCACAGACCGUUGGGACCUCGAUUCUGAAGAUCUCCCAAAAUGUCUCGUCGAUGCAGAAGAUGGUUAACCAGUUGGGGGGUGCUACGGACUCCCAGGAGCUUAGAAAUCAGCUCCACCAGAUUCAGCACUACACCCAGCAGCUCGCGAAAGACACGAACGUCCACCUGAAAGACCUGACAGCAAUCGCCAGUAAUUCCUCGUCGACGAGUCCCGGAGAACAGACGCGAAGAAAAAUGCGAAUGCAGACUGAGAGGCUUCACGACGAAUUCAUGACAGCACUCAACAGUUUCCAAGGGGUCCAGAGACUGGCUGCUGCCAAGGAGAAGGAGAUGGUGAAGAAGGCCAAGGCCAGUGUUGGCAUACAGUUCGGAGAGAGGAAGCAAGAGACUCUGAUUGAGCUGCAGGACAGCAGAACACAGAAGCAAUUGCAGCAGCAGAAUCUGCAGGAUGAACAGAAUCUCAGGAUGCUGGAGGAACAGGAGGCCAGUAUACGUCAGCUGGAGAGUGACAUCAGCGAUGUAAAUCAGAUAUUCAAGGACCUAGGAGCCCUAGUUCAUGAUCAAGGAGAAGUGAUCGACUCAAUCGAGGCCUCUGUCGAACGAACAGAAGUAUUCGUGAGCGAGGGAGCUCAACAACUCAGAACAGCAGCGACUUAUCAGAACAAAUUACGAAAAAAGAAGUGCAUCCUGGUGAUAAUCGGUGCUGUUGCACUCUCAAUUCUCAUUGGAAUAAUAGUCUGGCAGACGUCCUAAGAUCAGUCUGCCAGAAUGUUGACUAAAACUAACAAUGUUUUUAUGGAUAUGCCCGAUCAAUUUGUAUCGAAUAACAAUUAACAAGCCCCAGGGAACAUCAAUUUUUUUCAUGUUCGAGGGAAAAGUUCAAGAUACUCUCCGUUCCAUUUGUAUGAUAAAUCAUGAAAAUGCAUUAUGCGGUAUUAUUCGAGAUGGAAUUUUAAUGCUAUUGCUCGUACAUAAUUAUUAUGAGGUAACGAUGUAGACCGUAAUGUAAUCGAGGAAUACACUCAUGUAAUUGAGAUAUUAAUGCGCGUAAUUAACGAGUGGACGUUUGUUGGUGAAAGUCAUUGGCAUUAGGUGAAUCAUUCCUUAAUGUAGAUUAAUUAUGCGUAAAUUUACCCUUUCUUUAUCCUUCUACUUUGGUUCUAGAGUAAUUUGAAAAUAUAAUGUGUAAAUCGAAGUGUAAUCUCAUAUGUAUUAUAUAUUUAAAAACGUUAUUUUAUUUUAAUCAAAGUCAGAAUAAAUUAUAUGAAUU